CUUCGCUUAACUUGCCCGUUGUGACCUGCAUCAUUGGCCUGGCCUUCGGUUCAACACCAACAACUCCCCUUCCUUACUAUGCUGUUGCCUCACUUUAUUCCUUUCUUCACCGUCUUUACUUAAUGCGGACGGCCUUCUGGCCGUGUCUGACAGCCUCGAGAUGCCUUGGCUAUAGCAUCGGCCGAUUGACGCCAACGGCACGAACCCUUGGCCGCCAGCAUGUUCAUGCGUCCAGAUAUCUGAGCACCUUCACUUCCACUUCCACUUCCACCUACGCUCCCUCAUGGAGGCUUGAAGAUCUAUCGCGAGGUUCGGAGGAGACGUCUCCAUUGAUCAUAUACCUGACCUCGGACAAUCCGUACCAUAACCUUUCACUCGAACACUAUGUUCUCAGACGGUCGCACCCGAGUUCACGGAUUUUAUUGUUCUACACCAACAGACCAUGUGUUGUCUUUGGACGCAAUCAGAAUCCAUGGCUCGAGACGGACUUGAAGCGGUUGCGCGAUGGGCUUGCGCCGGAACAAGAACAUGAACAAGAAAUGGCGACAGUCGAGACUGGCAGCUCAAUCACAAAUUUCUCGCAGCGCUCUGUGCCGAUUGACCUGGUCCGCCGUCGUAGCGGAGGCGGCACCGUGUUCCAUGACUCUGGGAAUCUGAAUUAUUCCGUGAUCGUGCCGAACUCUCAGUCAUUUGCAUUCAAGCGGAGCACACAUGCCGAAAUGGUCGUGCGGGCUCUCCUGUCUUCGGAAAUGAAACAGGCAUUGAACAGCAUAUCUGAACGCGGUGAGGGUAAUAGGUUGUUUGAUAUCAACAACUUGGACAUCCGCGUCAACGACCGCAACGACAUCGUCAUGCGCCGGAGCAACGCAGAUGGAAAUGGAAACGAACUUCCGUGGCUCAAGAUUAGCGGUAGCGCUUUCAAAUUGACCCGAGGUCGCGCUCUCCAUCAUGGCACAUUACUCUACUCGAGCCCCCACAUCGACAAAAUCUCCGAUCUACUUCGCAGCCCUGGCCGGGAGUAUAUCCGUGCCAAAGGCGUCGAAAGUGUACGCAGCAAGGUCGCCAAUCUGGUUUUCACUCCCGACGCCCACCACAGAGACCAAGUGCGAAAAUCCAUCAUGGAAGCGGUGGUCCGCGAGUUCUGGGACAUGUACGGCGCCGGUCAACCGCGUCAACCGGGUAUGAAUGAAAUCAGUCUCGGAGACGCCGAAGUCUACCAAACUCCCGAAGUCGCUGCCGGCGUUUCUGAGCUUGACUCGGACGCUUGGCGGUUCGGUCAGACUCCUCGCUUCGAUUUUGACAGUGGGGUCCUGGACGGAAUGAGCGUCGGGUUCCAGGCGAAUCAUGGCGUUUUGGAACAUUUGACGCUCCGGGAUGCGAACGGCGGCGCCUUGAUACAUAGGCAAAAACGUCAGAGUGGUACCGAACACGAAGGUGAUGGUCUUGGUCAUCAACCACCUGAUGAGGUUAGACUAAGCGACGUUGCGAGCUGGAGGGAGCUUUUGGCCGUUGAACCGGCACAGCAAGAACUAGGCGAAGAUCAAGAAGGAGAAGACAAAGCAAAAGCCCGAGCGUGCCAGUCCAUGUCGUCUCCGUCGCACCGCAACGCGGAUUCUUCGUCCAGAAAUGUCCGGGUCCCGGAUUCGCUAGUCAGGCGAAUCGAGGCUGUCUUCCCCAGAUGGCGCAGUUUCGAAUGACAGACGUACUGUACGUGUGACUAUAUGUAUGUAUAGGCGUACUGCCAGUGUAGGUCUAGUUAAUACAUACAUGCAUACCUAGCUAAAUGGGUACCUGUAUUACCCUGUUGACUUUUCGCCCCCUCCUCGUUCGAAUCCAUCUUCAUCUUCUACUUGUAAAUUGUAUAGAUAGUAUCCAUUGAUGGCCACAUAUAUACUGUAUGUACAAACAACAACAAG
Exophiala dermatitidis NIH/UT8656 is the source of this 1916-nucleotide messenger RNA. RefSeq names its product lipoate-protein ligase A. Lineage: Eukaryota; Fungi; Ascomycota; Eurotiomycetes; Chaetothyriales; Herpotrichiellaceae. Gene Ontology annotation, molecular function: lipoyltransferase activity. The transcript has a single exon. The record is from RefSeq and is a predicted model, not a curated record. Gene Ontology annotation, cellular component: mitochondrion; cytoplasm. Gene Ontology annotation, biological process: protein lipoylation. Bases 123 to 1697 code for a protein of 524 amino acids.